Molecule: messenger RNA, 1626 nt
Organism: Cuscuta campestris
Lineage: Eukaryota; Viridiplantae; Streptophyta; Magnoliopsida; Solanales; Convolvulaceae
Source: the annotation of a GenBank genome assembly
CAAGAACUCCGAUCAACCAUAUUAAUUGAACUAAUACAAAAAAUUUAUUGAUAUAAUAAAGUAAGCAUUUUCCCACCAUAUAUAUCAACUGAGUAUUAGUAUAAUGUAUGUUGAAUUCCACCGGCGGGAUGAUGGAGGAGGAAGUGGUGAUCGUCGGGGCGGGCAUCGGAGGCCUGGCCGCCGCCGUGGCACUAAAGAGGGUGGGAGUUAAGGCGGUGGUGCUGGAGAGGGCGGCGGAGCUGAGGGCCACCGGAUCGGCGAUCGGACUCUUCCCUAAUGCGUGGCGUGCCCUCGACGCCAUCGGAGUUGCCGAUAAGCUCCAGGCUCUCUAUGCCCCUGUUGGAAGUGCAUUAAUUAUCGAUGUCAAUACCAAAGUAACUCAAGAAGUGCGAUAUGAUGCCAAUGGGAAAAGAGCCGGACCAAGAGUGGUUCAUAGGAAGACCCUUUUGCAAACAUUGGCUAGUGAACUAGACUCAGAUACAAUCCGCUUCUCUUCUAGAAUACGCAUAAUUGAAUCUCAAGUCGAGGAUGGGCACCACUUUGCGGUUCUCGGGCUCGAGGAUGGAACCAUUAUCAAGGCAAAGGUGGUGAUAGGGUGUGAUGGGAUCCACUCGGUGGUUGCACGCAACUUGAAGCUGGCUUCUCCAGUCGAAUCGGGCCGGUCCGCAGUCCGUGGGCUCGCAAUUUAUCCAAACGGCCAUGGGCUGCCCCAUGCUCCCCAUCAGGAAUUGCGGCAUAAGGCUAACGGCACGAGUACAGAUGUACAACCUUCCGGCCUAUUCACCAGUGCCGGAAAGGGAAAGAAAAACGGUGGGAAGAAGAAGGAGAGGAAGUCGUCGUCAAAGGGUGCAAAGCCGGAUGAUGUCUGUAAUUACUGCAAGGAGAAGGGGCACUGGAAGUUUGAUUGUCCAAAGAAGAAGAAGCAAUCCGAAAAACAACCAGUUUCUGCUGCUGUUGCUGAAGAAGAUACCAAUUCUGAAGAAGACAUUGCCUUAGUUGCUGAUGAAAACACUCAUCACUCAGAUGACUUCCCCGAAACGUUCAUCGACGUGGUCCGGCACGCUGACGUGUCGGCCACGUCAUGGGCGUCACUCAUGUUCCGGUACCCGUGGGAUGUUAUUUUUGGGAAACUCAACACCGAGAACGUCACGGUGCUGGGAGACGCCAUGCACCCGACAACGCCGGACCUCGGGCAAGGCGGGGGCAUGGCCCUCGAGGACGCCGUCGUUCUUGGCCGCCACAUUGGAAAUGUGACUGGCCCUGAUGGGACGCUUACGCCGGAAGGCGUAAGUCGGGCCCUAACGAAUUACGUGGAAGAGUGGAGGUGGAGGGCCGCUUGGGUUAUUGCAGCAUCGUUCGUGUCAGGGUGGGUCCAGCAAGACGGGUCGGGAUGGUUCAUGAAGUUUCUUAGGGGAGUGUUUUACAAGACUAUCAUGCCUAAAAUUUUCAGUAUUGCUGAUUAUGAUUGUGGGAAGUUGCCUAGCAAGAAUGAAAGCUUUCAUUGAUCAUCACUUUCCGGUUAAACAUAGUUAAUAAAAUAAACAAAACAUACUACCUCCGUCCUAGUAUGUAUAUUUUUCUAGCUUGAUUUUUUUGUGUUAAACUAAAUAAAUUUUGAGCUUUAAU